CCAACGUGACGGUGAGUCCACUCCUCCAGUCAGCUGAUAAAAGUCGGCGAUUUAACGACCACAAGUCGAAGUGCUCAGUCAUCUUUGUGUCCGUGAUUCUGUGACUCUCGGACUGUUACGAUGAGGAGCCUGGUCCUGUUCGUGUUCGCCGCGCUGGUUCUGGCCAACGACGCGCUGGUUCGAAUUCCCUUAAAGAAAUUCCGCUCCAUCAGACGUGAGCUGACAGACUCGGGGAGGACCGCAGAGGAGCUCCUGGCCGGCAAACACUCCACUAAGUACAACUUUGGCUUCCCCUCCAGUAAUGCACCCACUCCAGAAACCCUGAAGAACUACCUUGACGCCCAGUAUUACGGUGAGAUUGGCCUGGGGACCCCUGCUCAGCCCUUCACUGUGGUGUUUGAUACGGGCUCCUCCAACCUGUGGGUGCCCUCCGUUCACUGCUCCCUCUUGGACAUCGCGUGCUUGCUUCACCACAAAUAUAAUUCUGCCAAGUCCAGCACGUACGUGAAGAACGGCACCGCCUUUGCAAUCCAGUAUGGAUCUGGCAGUCUGUCGGGCUACCUCAGUCAGGACACAUGCACAAUCGGAGACAUCGCAGUGGAAAAACAGCUUUUCGGAGAGGCCAUCAAGCAGCCCGGUGUGACCUUCAUCGCUGCCAAGUUUGACGGCAUCCUCGGCAUGGCCUACCCACGCAUCUCUGUGGACGGUGUGGCUCCAGUCUUCGACAACAUCAUGAACCAGAAGAAGGUGGAGAAGAACGUCUUCUCCUUCUACCUGAACAGGAACCCCGACACUGAGCCCGGCGGUGAGCUGCUGCUCGGAGGAACCGACCCCAAAUAUUACAGCGGAGACUUCAACUACGUCAACAUCACCCGCCAGGCCUACUGGCAGAUCCACAUGGACGGGAUGUCAGUAGGAACCCAGCUGAGUCUGUGUGGGAGCGGCUGUGAGGCCAUCGUGGACACCGGGACGUCUCUGAUCACCGGGCCCUCGGCGGAGGUCCGGUCCCUGCAGAAAGCCAUCGGAGCCACUCCACUCAUCCAGGGAGAGUACAUGGUGAGCUGUGACAAGGUCCCGACGCUGCCCGUCAUCACCUUCAAAGUUGGCGGACAGUCGUACUCUCUGACCGGAGAGCAGUACAUCCUCAAGGUGAGUCAGGCUGGAAAGACCAUGUGUCUGAGCGGCUUCAUGGGUCUGGACAUCCCCGCCCCCGCCGGGCCCCUGUGGAUUCUGGGAGACGUAUUCAUCGGCCAGUACUACACCGUGUUCGAUCGGGACAACAACCGGGUCGGCUUCGCCAAGUCAAAAUAAGCACAUCCUGCGAUGGAGCAACACGUCCAAGUGCAACGCUUAAAAUCCAAGUAAAUUUGUGCUGCACAUGUUUUCUGUUGCUUUGCAAUCAAACCGUAUUUAGCAAUAGAUUCUGUGUAGAGCCUGAAUGCACUGAUCUGAACUACUUGUACGAUUUUUCGGGUGUGAAACAGGUUUGAUAGGAUGUGUGAGGAGUGAACAUGAUCAGCUGAUUGUGUUGGUCCUGAUUCUUUUAAAACAUCUAAGUGUCUUUUUUUCUUUUUUUUUUUUUUUUAAAUCAGGGAGCCGUUUUAAACAAAAACACUUUUAAUUUGUGUUUCAGGAGGAAGUUGUUCCUCUACUACUGACUUUGUGAUGUAUCUUCAUGUGAUUGGCCUGAAUAAACAGUUUUUAAAACAAA
Molecule: messenger RNA, 1711 nt
Organism: Acanthopagrus latus (yellowfin seabream)
Lineage: Eukaryota; Metazoa; Chordata; Actinopteri; Spariformes; Sparidae
Gene: ctsd
Product: cathepsin D
Exons: 9
Coding region: 121-1311 (396 amino acids)
Biological process (GO): proteolysis
Cellular component (GO): lysosome
Molecular function (GO): aspartic-type endopeptidase activity
Source: RefSeq, a predicted model, not a curated record